This is a messenger RNA of Panicum virgatum (switchgrass), 462 nucleotides long. RefSeq names its product UDP-glycosyltransferase 72B1-like. Gene Ontology annotation, molecular function: UDP-glycosyltransferase activity. The transcript has 2 exons. Lineage: Eukaryota; Viridiplantae; Streptophyta; Magnoliopsida; Poales; Poaceae. The record is from RefSeq and is a predicted model, not a curated record. The coding region runs from base 1 to 462 and encodes 153 amino acids.
AUGCGACUGCUCAACGAUCUUCACCAUGGCUCGUCCUCCGUCCAAGUCUGGUACUGCGGCAUAUCGUCGUCAGCUGCAUUCCGUUCAAUUCAGCAGGUGCCCGAGGAUCCGGUGGCGUGGCUUCCGGAGGGCUUCUUGGACCGGACGAGCCUCCGCGGCCUCGUCGUGGCGUCGUGGGCGCCGCAGGUGCGCGUGCUCUCCCACCCGGCGACGGCCGUCUUCGUGUCCCACUGCGGCUGGAACUCGACGCUGGAGAGCGUGGCGUCCGGCGUGCCGAUGGUGGCGUGGCCGCUGCACACGGAGCAGAGGACCAACGCUGCGGUGCUGUCGGAGAGUGUAGGCGUGGCGCUACGACCGCGCGCCGCCCGCGCGGUGCGGGAGCUGAUGGAGGGGGAGAAGGGCCGCGCCGUGCGGCGCCGGACGGGGGACCUGCGGCAGGCGGCGGACGCGGCGUGGGUGUAA